GCAGGAAUCUGUCUGGAAAGAGAGGCAAUUCUGACCGAGGACGUUUGAGGCACGCACUCCGGGCAGGAAGUCUCCCCAGCUUUCUGAGGAUGAUAUCCGGCUAAAGCCCGAGGGAGAGAACCGUAGCGCCAACCUCCUGGAGCCUGCCACCAGCUCUCUUUCCCCAGACCCCCCAAAAAUGGAAAUUGAGGUCUCAGUUACAGAAUGUAAAAGUGUUCCUGGAAUCACUUUGACCCCACAUUCCAUGGACCACCCCUCCCCUUUCUAUUCACCUCCCCACAACGGUCUCCUCACUGAUCACCAUGAAUCCCUGGAUAACGAUGUGGCCAGAGAGAUCCAAUAUCUAGACGAGGUGCUGGAGGCCAACUGCUGUGAUUCUGCUGUGGACGGAACAUACAACGGAGCAUCCUCCCCAGAGCCUGGCACAGCCAUCCUGGGGGGCAGCCCGAUCCCACCUGCCCACACAGCCAUCCAGCCAGCACCCACUGAGAGAGCAGCUGGUAGGCAGGCGCCUCCUCACAUUGAGCUCAGUAAAAGCAACUCUGACACCAUGGCAGAAGGCGAAAGAGCAAACGGCCACCCUCACGGCCAGCCCCGAGAUACCCUGGGAGACAGCCUGCAGGCACCUGUGAGCCCCAGCUCCUCAACCAGCUCCCGGUGUUCUUCCCGAGAUGGGGAGUUUACGCUCACUACGCUGAAGAAAGAAGCCAAGUUUGAGCUGCGGGCCUUCCACGAAGACAAGAAGCCCUCCAAGCUCUUUGAGGAUGACGAGAGUGAGAAAGGACAGUACUGUGUCAGGAAAGUGAGGCCUUCAGAAGAGAUGCUGGAGCUGGAGAAGGAAAGGAGGGAACUCAUCCGCAGCCAGGCUGUGAAAAAGAAUCCUGGCAUUGCAGCCAAAUGGUGGAACCCCCCUCAGGAGAAAACCAUCGAGGAGCAGCUAGAUGAAGAGCAUCUGGAGUCACACAGAAGGUACAAGGAGCGCAAGGAGAGAAGGGCGCAGCAGGAACAGUUGCUGCUACAGCAACAACAGCAGCAGCAGCCCCCGCUGCAGUUCUGCCCGGCCCCUGCUUCCUCUCGGGAACAUUCAGCCAUGACUGAAAAUGCAAAGGAGGACAUCGUCACGGAGCAGAUAGAUUUCUCUGCUGCUCGUAAACAGUUUCAGCUGAUGGAGAAUUCCAGGCAAACAGGGACUAAGGGCCAGAGUACACCCAGGCUAUUCUCCAUCAAGCCCUUCUAUAGGCCUCUGGGAUCAAUCAACUCAGAGAAGCCAGUGACCGUCUCCAGACCAGCCUCUAUUGGAGGACCUCCAGAAGACAGUGCGGCAUUGACAGCCAAGGAGCAGAAAGCCUGUGCCCUUGAGAGCCAGACCAUGGGAGGAGGCCAGGGCAGCGCGGCCCCUCAGGGAAGGGAAGGGCCCUACAGUGAGCCCUCUAAACGCGGGCCAUUAUCUAAACUGUGGACAGAGGACAGAGAGUUUACAAGUGCCCGGGCAGUCCUCACUGUAGUCAAGGAUGAUGACCAUGGGAUUUUGGAUCAUUUCUCAAAAUCAGUCAAUGUCUCUUUGACCCCAGAGGAGCUUGACUCUGGUUUGGAUGAAUUGUCAGUGAGGUCCCAGGAUACCACUGUCCUGGAGACCUUGUCCAAUGAUUUCAGCAUGGACAACAUCAGUGACAGUGGGGCCUCCAACGAGACAACCAGUGCUCUCCAGGAAAAUUCCCUGGCUGAUUUUUCUCUGCCCCAGACUCCACAAACUGACAACCCCUCAGAGGGCCGAGGAGAAGGUGUCUCCAAGUCAUUUAGUGAUCAUGGUUUCUAUUCCCCUUCUUCCACACUGGGUGACUCUCCAUCAGUCGAUGACCCCUUGGAAUAUCAGGCUGGUCUCCUUGUGCAGAAUGCCAUUCAACAAGCCAUUGCUGAGCAAGUUGAUAAAGUUGUGUCUAAAACCAAGGAUGGAGUGGAACAACAGGGACCUGAAGCAACUCUCGAGGAAGCUGAAACCCGGCCUCCCUGCUCAGAGAAGCCUCAGAGCAUGUUCGAGCCACCUCAGGUGUCUUCUCCUGUUCGAGAAAAAAGAGAUGUAUUACCAAAGAUUCUGCCUGCUGAAGACAGAGCGCUCAGGGAAAGGGGGCCCUCCCAGCCACUGCCUGCCGUGCAGCCCAGCGGCCCAGUAAACAUGGAGGAGACCAGGCCCGAAGGGGGCUACUUUAGCAAAUAUUCAGAGGCAGCUGAGCUGAGAAGCACAGCCUCCCUACUGGCCACUCAAGAAUCAGAUGUGAUGGUCGGGCCCUUCAAGCUGAGGUCAAGAAAGCAGCGGACUUUGUCCAUGAUUGAAGAAGAGAUCCGAGCAGCUCAGGAAAGGGAAGAGGAGCUGAAGAGGCAGAGACAAGUUUUGCAGAGUACUCCGAGCCCCAGGGCGAAGAAGGCUGCAUCGCUGCCCUCCAGAACAACAAGCUACAAGACUGCCCCAGGGAAAAUAGAAAAAGUCAGACCUCCUCCAUCCCCCACAACUGAAGGUCCCAGCUUGCACCCUGACUUAGCCCCCGAAGAGGCUGCCGGAUCUCAGCGGCCCAAGAAUCUGAUGCAGACCCUCAUGGAAGACUAUGAGACACACAAAUCUAAAAGGCGCGAGAGAAUGGAUGAUAGUAGUGUCCUUGAGGCCACACGGGUGAAUCGAAGGAAGAGCGCGCUGGCUUUGCGCUGGGAGGCAGGCAUCUAUGCCAACCAGGAGGAGGAGGACAACGAAUGAACUUCCUUCAACCCAGGAAGCUUCUUUGGUGCUUGGGAUUGCCAAGAAACCAAGCAAUUAAGCAAUCAAAGCAUUUUAAUGGAGUAUUUAUUAAAGUGCAACCAAAUUCAGCAAUCCUACAUAGACCAAAAGCUGCAAUAGACAAUGAUGGAAAAUGAAUAUGGUGGAAAGGAAGGCCACUUAUCAAACCUGACACCCAGGAGUCAAAAGAGAAAGGACUUUUUGUUUGUUUCUUUUGUGACUCAAAGAAUCGUCAGGAUUUGGACCAAUCCAAUUGCUCAAAAAGGACAAAGAAGUUACAAGGAAAUCGUCAUGGUGAGUGCUG
This is a messenger RNA of Orycteropus afer afer, 3071 nucleotides long. Lineage: Eukaryota; Metazoa; Chordata; Mammalia; Tubulidentata; Orycteropodidae. The record is from RefSeq and is a predicted model, not a curated record.